UAGUUGAAUAAAAAAAAGGAAAAAAAUUAUAAUAUUCACCCAUUACUAGUUGCUCCACUUUAAGUUUUGAGUUGCUUUAUAUUUCUUUAAAUCCAAAUAAAAUCUCCUAUGAAAUAGUCAAAAUCUAUUAUAAAGCUGCCUUGAUUUUGGCACUAAUGCUUUGUUUCCCAAGUUAUAAACUUCCCUUUUAUUCUUCCAUUUCAGCUCUGGGGUCGGUGUUUUUGCCCAUUUUUUCAUUGAUCAAUGAGCUUACCAGGGUUCUUCAUCAUCUGUAUGCUCCAUUCAAUGGUUGCCAUCACUUGUGGAGCUUUAAUGGUGUUUUACACCAAGGAAGUCUCGGUUUUCGGCCGCGGUCACGAGAUUGCGAGUAAACUACAAGGUUCAACACCCCAUGAUCAACUCUUGAUCCAAACAUCUCAAUCGUUUUCUGGGUUGCUUUUGUUCACCAUUGGUCUUGUGUUGUUCAUGGUGGCAUUUGUUGAAGACAGAGAGUUCCAAAGCUUCUUUGCAAAAGGUUGUGUGCUUCUUCAUGUUUCAAUGGCUGUUUGGAGGGUUUGUUUUGAAGGAAAGCUUGAAGAUCUUGCCCAUCAAUGGCUUAGGCAAGCUCUUGGGGAUAUCAUGUUGUCUCUUUCUUGGGUUUUGCUUCUUGCCUGUUCAUGGAGGGAGAAGUAUGAUUAAAGGGUUGAGAAAUGAAAGACAAGUUGGGUUAUUUUGUCAAAAUGCUGUUUUGUUCAGGUCAGGCGGUGAAAUAUGAGAAAAAGUGAAUCUAGAACAUGCUUGAGUUUAAAGAAUAAUGAAAGGGCAAUGUCAUAUGAGGCUGGCAUGUUUGCUUGGGGUGGAGGGGAAUGGUUUUAAUGUAAUGUAAUAAAAUUCCAUGUAAUUUUUGUCCCAAUAAACCAAUAAAAUUUUGUAAGGAA
Messenger RNA from Gossypium arboreum, 917 nucleotides. RefSeq lists its product as uncharacterized. Lineage: Eukaryota; Viridiplantae; Streptophyta; Magnoliopsida; Malvales; Malvaceae. Bases 244 to 678 code for a protein of 144 amino acids. The record is from RefSeq and is a predicted model, not a curated record. The transcript has a single exon.